Varanus komodoensis (Komodo dragon) is the source of this 4306-nucleotide messenger RNA. It is a transcript of the gene TMEM87A, whose product is annotated as transmembrane protein 87A. NCBI's taxonomy places the organism in Eukaryota, Metazoa, Chordata, Lepidosauria, Squamata, Varanidae. The record is from RefSeq and is a predicted model, not a curated record. Gene Ontology annotation, biological process: retrograde transport, endosome to Golgi. The transcript has 20 exons. Gene Ontology annotation, cellular component: Golgi apparatus; Golgi cisterna membrane. The coding region runs from base 155 to 1927 and encodes 590 amino acids.
CGCUCCCCGCCCAGUUUGGUGUGCAGCUUGAGCCAAUCGGGUGGCGACCCAUCACCCGGCCCUCGGCGCGGAACCGGCCAGGCCUGGGAGCGGAAGGAGUGGGCCGACAGCGCUGGAGCGCGUCCUCGUUUCCUGACACUUUCGCCGCGGAGGGAUGGCGGCGGGCGUCGCAUCGCUCUCCGGCGUGCUGCAGCCGCGGCGGCUCCUCUCAGGACCGACCGUGCUGCUGCUGCCGCUCCUCCAGGUCCUGUUUGUGCAACCGCCGGGCCCAGCUGAGGCUGGGCCGCUCGCCAAGUGGCGGCUGCCCGUGCUCACGGGCAAGACUUCUUUUAACUUUGGGAAGAUUCUCUUCAGCAACACUACCAUUUACCUAAAGUUUGAAGGCAAUGAAGCUACGUGUGACCCUUCUCAAGUUUACAAUGUUAGCUGGUACUUGAGGUAUUCUGAUUGCUACAAUGAAGUCUUCAAUUUUGGGGAUGAACAGGUCGAUCUUUAUUUUGGGGACACGGUAAAAAAACAACCAGGUUGGUCAGGAUACUAUGCAAUGUCUUCGAUUGCCUUCCACAACUGUACUGAACUCUUCAAACCACAGAUUUUCCACCAUGAAUCUGUUCAUCCAGAACCCCUCUCUGAUGGAAAACAAGAGCUUUCUUCUCAAGAGAAUGUAACAAACAAUGUGACUAUAGCUGAGAAGCCUGUAAAUACAAGAGAGGCAUUGAAUGCUGUUAUGAGAACCUGGAGGGAUGGGCCUUACAUUUUUAUUGUUCAGAUUGGAAUUUCAUCCUCUAAGGAAGGGAAUGUGAAAGCUAAAAGAGCAACAGGUGAUGAUGGAUUGCCAAAAGUUGUGGCUUCCUCUGAUCCACAAAAGGCACUAUUUAACAUGACUGUGGAGGUGAAAGGUCCAUAUGACUACCUCUCUUUAGCAGAUUAUCCUCUGAUGAUUUUCUUCAUGGUGAUGUGCAUUGUGUAUGUCUUGUUUGGAGUUCUGUGGCUUGCAUGGUCAGCCUGCUAUUGGCGUGACCUCCUGAGGAUCCAGUUCUGGAUUGGUGCAGUUAUCUUUCUGGGAAUGUUAGAGAAAGCUGUUUUCUAUGCAGAAUUUCAGAAUAUUCGCUACAGUGGAGAAUCAGUCCAGGGGGCCCUGAUACUGGCUGAGCUGCUUUCAGCACUGAAGCGUUCACUUGCUCGGACUCUUGUUAUAAUAGUGAGCCUGGGAUAUGGCAUAGUCAAGCCUCGUCUUGGAGCUGAUCUUCACAAAGUAAUUGUGGCUGGAGCCCUCUAUUUAUUAUUUUCUGGCAUGGAAGGAGUCCUUAGAGUUACAGGGUCUUUCCGUGGUGUUACACUUGUAGUUAACCUCAUGCUGUCUCUCAUUGACUCCUGUAUUAUUUAUUGGAUAUUUAUUAGUUUGACCCAGACGAUGAAAUUGUUAAAACUUAGGAGGAAUGUUGUGAAACUUUCUCUCUACCGACACUUCACCAACACUCUCAUCUUGGCAAUAACAGCAUCUGUUGUAUUUAUCAUCUGGACAGCCUUGAAAUUCAGGCUGGUAGAUUGUCAGCUGGAUUGGCAGGAGCUGUGGGUAGAUGAUGCCAUCUGGCGGCUUUUGUUUUCAAUGAUACUUUUUGCCAUCAUGGUUCUUUGGAGGCCAUCUACCAACAACCAGAGAUUUGCUUUUUCACCAUUGCCUGAGGAAGAGGAAGACAGUGAGCAGAAGGAACCAAUGCUGAAAGAAAGUUUUGAGGGCAUGAAAAUAAGAAGUUCAAAACAAGAAUCAAAUGGAAAUACUAAGGCAAACAAAACACAGGAAGAUGAUUUGAAAUGGGUAGAAGAGAAUGUUCCUUCUUCAGUGACUGAUGUCGCUCUCCCAGCUCUUCUGGAUUCUGAUGAGGAAAGAAUGAUCACACAAUUUGAAAGAUCCAAAAUGGAAUGAAGAGGAAAACAGGACAAGGCUUCCUUUUUUGGAGAAAGGAAGUAAUGUCUGUCUCCCUUGGAACAUUACAGUGCUGCAGUCUUCUGACAUGUUCCAUAAUCUUUGAAACUGUUCUCAGAUGGAGACUAUUUUGCUUGGGUAACUGUGGAGGGGAUCAUAAACAUCUUGGUAAACCUAUGAAAAAUUGUGCAUUUCCAUUGUUGUUGCAAGUUUUUUUUUAAAGAAGCUGAAACAUCUUUUAUUGCAGCAUAUUUAAGUCAAACUAAAACUGUUGAAGAACUUUCUGAGCAUUUAUUAAUUCAAUAUUACAGCUAAAUCCCAUGUUUAACUUACAACAGGGAGGGAGAAAAAAGUAGCAAAGAAUUAACUUAAUUGUGUCUGGGCAUUUCUAGAUGAGGCAUUUAUUGUGUGCCCCUUACACCCUAUUCAUGGUUUAGAAUGUUUUCCCCAAACCAGCAUGGGUGAUCCAUCCACAAAGGUAGACUUCAGGUUAUAGUUUCCAACAAUCUGUUGCUGCACACAAACAUCUGCCUGUGACUGUGCACAGAGGAUUGAAUUCCCACCUUCUCCAGUUUCUAGUGAAGAACAGGGAUUGGCAGAACUGUCAGAAGCAAUCAUCUGUAAAAGAGCCUUGCCCAUGUAGUAUAUGCUUGCUGCUCCGGGCAAGGAUCUGUGGAUUGGGGUCAGUGCCUUUCAUUUUUUUAGAUACAGCAACAGCUAUUGACCGAAGAUCCUGAUAUCUGACUUGGGAAAGGCAGAGAGCUUUUUUUUUUAAAAAGUGCUCUUGCUUAUGGAAAAUGUGUAACAUAGCACGAGGGAUUUAUUUGGAAGUUAUUAUUCCUCAUGUUUUUAGCAAAAUCAAGUGCAAAUUUAUUCACUCUACUAUAUAGGAAAGAUUUUUUUUAUAUUUUAAGUUUUACAUAUUUAGAAGAAAUGACUGCUUAAUUCGUAAAGUUAAAUUUGUUGCACACCUCAUUGCUGGCAAUGGGGUGUGAGCAUGAGCAGUUAGCUGUUCAGACUGGAGCCACAAGCACUUAAAUGCAAGCAUUCCCACACACCCAGCAGCUGUCCCUGACCAAUGCCAUGCAUAUCUUAUGCUUCUCAUAUUGUUGUACUGCAAGAACUCACAAGAUUCAACAAGCCCAUACAGAUUGGCUGUCUGAAUCAGGCUUAUAAAGGUUGUGUCCCACUUAGCCAAAUACUGCCCUCCAGCUGUGUAUUAUGGCCGUUUGACAAUCCUCCUGUUUUUGAAGCUCUAGGUAGCCAGCCAGCCAGGAAGAUUUUCAAGCCCCUGGUAGGCUGUACUUAGCUACAAGGUGUACAAGCCUGCUUUUACUGGAUAAUUGCAUUAAACCUGACAUGUCUUUAAAUGUGCAAAUACUGUACACAGACAUGUGAUCCCAAAUGGCAACUGUACCUCAUGCAGUUCUUAAAUUCCUCCCUCAACAGGGCUGUUGUCAGCACCUGCCAUCCUUGGGUAGCUGUUAGGUUCCUAGUGCCCCAGCAGGGCCUACUGGUGCUUACAUAUGGCCUGGAUCUAUGAGCUAUCUCAAAUUUCUUACACAGUGUCCUUGUUAAGAAGCAUUGCUCUGGAGUGCAGUGAGAAAGUUAAAAUAGAACCCUUAACCAUUUUUCACUGCAGCCAGAUAACUCCAUGGGCAAGAAUCUUUCUAUAAAUAAGAGAACCCACCUGAGCACACAUCACUUCUUCACCCUGUGAGAUUCCAAACAGCUCUGUCCUGAUGUCCAAAAAGCCAGAAGCACCCUGUAACAUGUCCAACUGAUCUAACAUUCUCCCCCAUUUUCUCCUCUCAUAGUUCUUCAUUUCCCUUUCCCUCCCUUCCCACCAUGACUCAUAACAAGGAACUAUCUCUGAUAGUGCAUUCCUAUUACAUGUAUUUGGAAAUUCAAAUACUUUACAGAAUUUUCUAGAUGACCUAGCAAACUGAGCCUGCCAUUGGGAAGAUAAUAGUUUUGCAAUUCAUGUUUUUCUAUUGAAAAAUAUUUUGCUGCAAUAAUUUAUGCAAAAAAGGCCGUCCUGGAAUAUUUCUGUUCCAAAGGGUUUGUGUGACUGGAGGGAAAGAAAAGAGGAUAAGUUUGUUUUAAUUUUUGCAACUGUUUUUUUUCCAAGUUUCUGUGCCAAAAUUUGGGCCUUAUAAGUGAUAUUUGACACAUUCCUCUUUCCGGGAACACCUAGAAUUGGUAUUUCUCUUGAAAUUUGCCACUCUUUAAAUUCUGCUUCCUAAAUUUGUUUUAGCUGUACUUACUAUGUAUAGGUGGUUUGGUAAUUGGUUUCCCAGGCACUUUUUCAUUUGAUUCAGUCUGAAUUGCAGAUUUAUGUUCUGUAUAAUAAAAUCUUUUCUCUCUUUCUCCGAAGAA